UAGGUCCUGGGCUGGCAGUUUGCCCUUUCGCAGCACCGAUCCUUACCGGGGCCCCUCUGUUUCUAGAACCAAGGUAUUCACCUUGAACACUGACAUGACAGUCAUCAAGACAAACAUUGGAAAUACAGGAAUGUGCAUCGGGCCGCCGUUGAUUGUGCGUCCGCAUUCCUGAGUGUCGCCCGGCGCCAACUCUUCCCCGGCGUUGCUGGGCGUGCAGCUGCUGGCGAUCCACAAAGGGGCUAUAGGCUGAAACAAAGGUUGUAGAGAGUGUGGCAGGCUCUACCGUUCUAGGAAAAUGGACCUGGAGGCAGCUCAAGCGGCGGUGGAACGGGCGUGCGAGGAGUUCAAGGUUCCCGCCACCGCCGCUGCCGCCUCGGCGGUCCUGCUGCAGUUUCGCUCCUCCCCCGGUGUGCUAGGCGCCUGCCGCCACAUCUUGGACCGCUCACACUCAAUAGAUGCACGCUUCCACGCCGCCGCGGCGCUGCGUGAGUCUGUGGUGCGGGACUGGGCGGCGCUGGGUCCGGGUCCGGAGGGCCGCACCGCACUGCGCCGCUAUCUACUGGGGUACCUGGCGGCGGCGGCGGAGCAGCCCGCGCUGCAGGUGGUGCGCUCCUCGCUCAUCUCGGCGCUGGCGGUGCUGCUCAAGCGCGGCUGGCUGGAGCCGGGUGAGGGGCCGGCCAGCCGCGCGGCGUUCUUCCAGGAGCUGGAGGCGGCCACGUCGCAGUCAGCCGCCGCGCGGCGUGUGGGCGUGCAGGUGCUGGAGGCUGUCGUGGGCGAGUUCGCGGUGUCCUCCGCCAGCCCGCUGGGACUGCCGCUGGAGCACCACGCCAAGUGCGCGGCGGACAUGCAGGACCACUACCUCCAGGGCAUCUUCCGCCACGCCGUGGGUCUGGGCCGCGCCGCCGCGCAGCAGCACGACGGCGACACCUGCGCCGCCUGCCUGUCCCUUAUGGCCGCCAUACUGGCCUGGGACUUCAGGCGCAGCGCCGCAUCCUCCUUCUCAGCCGCAGCCGCCGCCGCAGCAGCCCGCCACCACCAGGCCAACGGUGGCCUGCACGGCGCACCGGGCGGCGGCGCGGGCGGCGGCGGUAGCGGCAUGGGGCUGGGGCUGGGGGCGGGACCUUCGGCGGGCGCGGACUGGGCGUCGCUGCUGCUGGCGCCUGAUACGUUGGACUGGGUGGCGGCACUGCUGCAGCAGCUGACGGCGGCGGCGGCGGCGCCGGGCGCGCCGGCGGCUGCUCGGGAGCUGGUGGCCCGGGCGCGGAGUGUGGUGGUGGCUCUCAGCAACCUGUCCGCGGACGUGUUCCCCAGGGAGGGUCCGGAGGCGCUGACGGGGCCGGGCGGCGGCGUGCGCGGCGGCUACCUGCGCGCGGUGCUGCGCUGUGUGGUGGCCUGGGUGGCGGCGCCGCGGGAGGUGGUGGCGGCGGCGGCGGCCGGCGACGAGCUGCCGCUGUGGGAGGCGUGCAAGGCGCUGCUGGCGCUGGCGGCGGCGCACCCGCCGCGACUGAUCCAGGGCGCGGGCGAUGACGUGGUGGCGGCGGCGUCAGGUGGCCUGCACGCCGGUGGUGGCUUCCUGGCUCUGCUGCAGGCGCUGACGCUGGAGGUUAUCCGCGCCAGCUGCGCGGCGGAGGCGGGUGGCGGCGGAGGCGGCGUGGGGGGCCUGGAGCAGUGGGCGGUGGAGUGCCGCGACAUGCUGGUGGAGACCUGGGCGCUGAUGGUGCAGCGCGACUGCGGCGGCGGGGGGCUCAACCCGGGCCUGGCGCUGUCGCUGGCGGUGGGCGGCAUGGGCCCGCCCACACUGCCCGGGCUGGCGGAGGGCGCGGCGGCGGUGUUCGGGGCGCUGGUGGAGGCGGCGCUGGCGGCGGCGGGGCAGGAGGCGGAGGACGAGGGCGACGAGGACGUGUCCGCGGAGAACGAGGCGGCGGAGGCGGCGGCGGAGGACGCGCGCAUGGCGGAGGCCGCCGCGCUGGCCCGCGCCGCGCCCGCCGCCACCUUCCCGCUGCUUGCCGCGGCCAUGGGCGCCGCGCAGCAGCAGCUGCUGGCGGCGGCGGGGCCGGGCGGCCCCGGGGCCGGCAGCCCGGCCUGGGCGGUGGCCCUGGAGCGGCUGUGCUGGCUGGUGCGCAUGGCGGCGCACUGCCUCGCGGACAGCGGCGCGGGCGAGACGCCACUGAUGCCGCUGACACUGUCCAUCGCGGUGGAGGCGGGCGGGCCGGCGCUGGCGGCGGUGGAGGGGCUGACGGCGGCGCUGCUAGCGCUGCCGGCGCUGGCGCUGCAGGAGGGCGCGGCGGCGGUGCUCAGCCCCAGGCUGAUGGAGUGCUGCGUGUGGUCCCUGGCGCGCUGGAGCGACACCUACCUCUUCCCCGAGGAGCCCGAGGGCCUGCCCGCGGCCCUGGUGGCCGCCUACGCCACGCGCGCGGGCGGCGCGGCCGGCGGCGUGGCGGCGGGCAGCGUGGCGGCGGCGGGCGGGCACGUGGGCCAGGGCGUGGCUGCGGCCGGGGGGCCCUCGCCAGGGGGCGUGGGAGGUGGAGGUGGCGGCACGGGCCAGGCGGAGGCGGUGGUGGACGGGCUGGCCCGACUGGCGGCGACGUGCCUGGUGUCGUUCCCGGGCGAGGCGGAGCUGCACGGCAUGGUGUGCACGGUGCUGCUGCCGGUGCUGUCGCGGCGGCGGCCGCUGUGCGCCUGCCUGCUGGAGGCCAGCCCCUCCUGGGCGGAGCUGUGCUGGGCCUUCGCGGCGCGGCGGCCGCAGCUGGCGGCGGGACUGGCGCCCAAGCUGCAGCGCUGGCUCAGCCAGAGCCUGUGCCAGGCGGCAUGUGGCUUCCCCUCCGCCGACUCGCCACAGCCGCUGGCCACCUCACCCGCCGGCGCCUACAUCGCCAACCUGCUGGGCCCCACCGCCGCCGAGGUGCGCGCGCUGGCGGCCCGCCCCGACCUGGGCUCGCUGGCGGCGCGGGCCGACGUGGUGGCGGCGCUGUGCGGCAUGCUGGAGGCGCUGCGAGGCGGCGCCUGCCGCGGCGCCGCCGCUGCCGGCGCGGCGGCUCGGGCGGCGGGCUGGGCGCUGCUGGCGGGCGAGCUGCUGGGUCCGCUGCUGGCGCUGCAGCGGAGCGCGGCGGGCGAGGACCCGCGGGUCUCGGCGCUGCUGCUCAAGCUGGCGGCGGCGGUGGUGGAGCACCACGUGGGCUACCUGCAGGCCGAGCAGGCGCACGUGCUCAUGAGCUGGGUCCUGGAGCUGCUGCGGCAGUACCGCAGCGGCCGGGCAGCGCGCGUGUCAGUGGCAGCGGCGGUGGCGGCCGGCGGCGCCGCCGCCUCGGCGCAGCGGCGGCGGCAGCAUCCCUCGGCACACAGCCACCACCACAAGCACGGCGGGACCGCGACGUCGAAUGGGAACGCUGCAGGCGCGACCGCGCUGCGCGAGGACGCAGCCGCCGACGCCGCCCGCGAGCUGCGCGCGCUGCUGUCGCUGCUCACGCACAUCACGCAGCGCGACGUGGCGCUGGCGGCGGCCGCCAGCGACGGCUGGGCCUCGUCCGCUGGAUCCACGCCGCACAGCGUCACCAUGGCGGGCGGCGGCGUGGGAGGCAGCACGCCACGCGGCGGGGCGGCGGCGGCGGGGCCUGGCCCGGGCUCCUCUGCGGGCGCCGAGCAAGAGUCGGGCGUGGCGCAGGUGGUGUUGACGGGCCUGGACGUGUUGCUGCCGCUGCUCACACCCGAGCUCAUGGCCGCGGCCACAGCAGCCGGCACGGGGGCGGGCGGCGGGGAUGGAGGCGGAGGGGGCGGCAGCGGCGGGCCGGGCGGCGCGGGCGGCAAGCUGUCGCGGCUGCUGUUUGGGCUGCUCGCCUACAUGAUGGAGGUGCACCCGCACGCGGUUGUGGCGCUGCCGCCGCCGCACUUUGCCACGCUGCUGUCCUGCCUGGAGGCGGGUGCACGCGGCGCCGCGCCGCAGCAGGGGAGGAACGGCUCCGGCGCCGGGGCUGGCACCAGCGGCAGCAGCGGCACGGGCUCCACGCCGGCGACGUUCGACGGCGUGGUGGUGCAGUCGGCGCUGGAGGGGCUGGCAGGCCUGGCCAAGUACCACCACCAGUCGGUCAUGAACGGCGGCCGCGGCUUUGCCGGCCAGUGCGCACCCGGUGGGGCCGGGCCUGCAGGCGGCGGCGGCGGCGGCGGCGGCGGGCCGCUGGGGCCGUACCUGGUGCAGCUGCUGCUUGGCAUCUGCCUACUGGGUGACGCCGGGCCGGACGUGGUGGAGCAGGCGGGCGACGCGCUGCUGCCGCUGCUGCAGUCCGACCCCGCCGCCUUCGCCAGCCUGGGCCAGGCCCUGGUGCAGUCCUCGGACCCCCGUGUGGCGGGACAGGUGGGCGCGGCCCUAGCCAAGCUGGUCAGCCCAGCAGAGCCGGCCGCGGGGCCGGGAGGGGGAGGGGCCGGUGGCGGGGCCGCCAGCGACGCGGCGGCGGCGGUGGCGGCGGCCAACAGUCUUGGCCUGGACCCACGCAGUCUGGACCUGAGCCGCCUCAGCCGGCGGGUGUUCCGGGAGCGGCUGUGCAGCGUGGUCGCGGAGCUGAGGGGGCUGCUGCGGGUGCGGUAGCGCUGGGUGGGGCGAGGGCAAGCAAGGAAGGAGGGGAACAUGGAUGGGCCUUAAGGUAUGCCGUAUGCGAGACGUGCGGAUACCAUGGUCAGGCGUUGACUGGAGAGCCACGCUGUGGCAGAGGCUGGCGUGCUCGCCUCGAUCGCACUGCUUGCCCUCCUCUGUCGCUUGCCACAAUCCUGCCAUUGUACUUGGCUGCCAAAGACCAAGACGAUACGAUUGUCAGGUCUUGUAAUCCGUUUCCCGC
Molecule: messenger RNA, 4826 nt
Organism: Chlamydomonas reinhardtii
Lineage: Eukaryota; Viridiplantae; Chlorophyta; Chlorophyceae; Chlamydomonadales; Chlamydomonadaceae
Exons: 22
Coding region: 296-4579 (1427 amino acids)
Biological process (GO): protein export from nucleus
Cellular component (GO): cytoplasm; nuclear pore
Molecular function (GO): nuclear export signal receptor activity; small GTPase binding
Source: RefSeq, a predicted model, not a curated record